AUCCGAAUUUAUGGAAGGAAGAAAGAAAGGUUAGACAGCUGUCGACACCAGCUUUCCGAGCAAGUUUUCCAGGAUAACUGCCUUGAAUGUCUCAGGCGUGCCAGUAGUUAUUUAAUAACUAACUUACUUGUAAGCGCUAACUAUCGUUGGCAUCAAAAUGCGUGCGCAGCCAGACUACGUACUCCACGUCAAACCUCCAACUAAACGCCCAUUCACAGGCCUGACAACGUCACUCCGGGCGGCUACGGAAACAAUGGUUACAGAGUGACUGUCCAUGUCCCUAUGUUAUUUAUAGAAUUGAUAGUAUUCCGCUAUUAUUUUAAAACUAUGUCGCAGGGCUCUUAUUCUUUGACCGUUAGGUCCCGCCCUUUCUUUGCACAUAAAGAGCUAUUUCAGCAGCAAUUUUUGCGUAGCAAGAGAUUCUUUGUCAAAAUUCUGCCUGGCGCAGCCUUAUUUGGCAAUCCAUUUCCCCUUCCUUGCCUUGCCAGAAGACGUGGGCUGAGCUGCAGGGCCUGCCUUGCGACUUUUGCUAGUAUUUCGAGACACCAACACCAAGCAAGACUAUACACAUAACCCGAAGAUAGGGAUGGCAACUUCGAAUCACUCUAUUCAAGCACGGCUCGAACAAUUAGCACCAAAAGUUGUCGUUGCGUUGAACAAGACAUGCCCCGUACUCGCACGGGAGUAUAUAUCGUUCGCCUGUGAAGGCGACGAGAAGAUAGCCGAGAAUCUUCUAAAGCAGAAACGCCAGGAAGCGUUUGCAUCCAAGUCACAUAUUUUUCGUCGGCAACCCAGCAAGCGUGCGUUUAGUAACGAGGAAAUCUACUCCGUCAUAGAGCAGGUGGUUCGAACCGAUGGCUCCCUUGGGGUCCUCGAUUACCUACUGGCCAAAAGCAAUGAUGCGAAACUCGAGAAACACCUCUUCAAACAGCAACAUCAUGCGACGAAGAGAGAUAUUGGCUCCCUUCUGAUAUGGGCGGCGCGAAUGCAACAAUCGUCUAUGGUGUAUCUUUUGAGUUUACAUUCUGACGAGACUGGAUUAAACGAAGCUCUGGAAAUUGUAGUGUCGGGACGGCACCUAGAGUGCACCAAGACCCUACUUCAAAAUGGCGGAGACCCAAAUUUCUGCCAGCAGGCAUUCCUAGCAGCAGUAACACGUGGAGAUACACAGCUGGUCGAGUUACUCCUAAGUGCUCAAAAACGAAUGGCUGCAUCAUGCCUUGAUCAGGCUCUACCUAGCGCUGUUGCUACUGGAACCCUCGACCUGGUUGCUCCAUUGCUGAAAAGCGGAGCCGAUGGUAAUGUUCCUGGGGCUCUGGAAAGUGCAGUUCGCGCAGGGAACGUCAAUAUUGUUGCUGCAUUGAUCUUAGCAGAUCAUCCGCCUUCGAAGACGUCUCUUGAUGGUGCUGUCGAACUCACCCUUAACGAGAUUGCGUCCGGUUCAGAUCUCCAAAGAACGCUCCUCGAGAUACUUCUCUGCGGCGGCGCGAAUACAGAAGUGGUCUCAAGGAGACUCGUCAAAGCCGUUGAGCGGAAUGACGAGCAAAUCGUCUCCUUGUUUGUCAGGUAUGGUGCGUCUGUGACGUAUAACUCGGCCGACGCGAUCAUUCGUGCAAUUCAAAUGGGAAAUACAAACUUGCUGGGGAGUUUAUUUAGCGCUCGCAUCGAUGGACAACAUGCCUCGCAUAUUUUGACUAUAUUCCCUAAAAUUGCGUCGAAUAUACCAGCCUCGAAACAAUUAGCAAUCAUUUCCGCAUUAGUGGAGCGGGGUGCCAGUGGAUAUGCGCUUCAUCCAUGUUUGGUAAAUGCAGUUCAGCGGAAUCAGUACGAUAUUGUCGAAUAUCUUGUGAGCAAACAUGCAUCCGUCGAUUAUGAUAAUGCAGAAGCACUUUGUUGUGUGGUUGCUUCUGUCUCUCUCCCAUUAUUCGAACUACUUCUCAAGGGCUGCCCUUCAAAAGAGUCCUUGGAGCAGUGCUUUCCUUUAUUGGAAGCUGUCCCUUCUAAACCUCGCCUGGUCAUGGCAGGACGCCUAUUGGCAGCUGGUGCAAAGGGUGUGGAGGUGGAGAAUGCCUUGGUUAAAGCGGUGAUGUCUGAUUUUACGAUGGAAAAGGAGCCCCUUAUUUACGAGUUUGUGCGGCAUGGAAUCGAUGUCAAUGUUAAAGGAGGAAAAUGUUUCCGUGAAGCUGCUGGGGCAGGUGAUGUCGGUGCUUUAAAGAUACUCUUGAAAGGGGCUCCUUCACCUGCGUCCCUCGCUCAGGGAAUUAUCCCUGCCCUUAACUUGCCAAAUUCCGAUCUCCGAUUCACUGUACUGGACCUGCUUGUUUCCUCCGGCGCACGUGGUCCUCCUGUCGAUGAAGGCCUCCUAUAUGUGAUCAAUGAAAAACGGGUGGAUAUACCUUUGCUGCAGCUGCUUCUUGAUAAAGGAAUUGCUGACGUGAAUUCCAACAACGGGAAGCCGAUCGAACUGGCAACCAAACAAGGAAAUUCCGAUCUUCUUCGAAUGCUCCUGACAUACAAUCCAUCCUAUACGAGCUUAAAUAUUGCCUUUCCCAUAGCGCUUAGUCUACAGGACUGCGCGUUGCAGUACAAUAUGUGCCACAGACUCCUUGCGGCAGGUAUCAAAGGCGAGACGCUUGACUCUGGCCUCGUAACUGCACAAAAACAGUCCUGGAGCCACCCAUCGCUCGUGGAGUUGUUGCUAAAAUAUGGGGCUAACGUGAACUUCAACAACGGCGCCGUGGUCCGAAAAGCGAUCAAAAAUUCCGACGAAAAACAAUUAGAGAUUCUUGUUUCUCACGCACCAUCAACCGACACAUUGAGUAUAGCUCUAGAUACGGUACUGAAAAUGGAUACGAGUGCCACACAUCACAUGGCAAAAAUUCUACUAGAGGCGGGUUGCGGUCGAAUGCCAAAAAUUAUAAACAAGUUUUUGGCUGAGGCAGUGAGAUUGAAAUCUGAUGCGUCCUUUGUGAAAUUGAUUUUGGAAUUUGGUGCCUCUGUUAAUGAUGAACAUGGACAGGCCAUUUGCUCAUCCAUUGAGACCCGCUCUUUUGACAUCAUGACCCUCCUUCUUUCACAAGAUGCCACCAUGGAGGUAUUAGAAACGGCUUUUCGCUCCAGCUGGGCGCUUCAGGGGGCUGAACGAUAUCAAUAUGUUUCCAAGAUUCUCCAGGCAGGCUAUGACGGACCACAGAUCCAUGGAGCUCUCACGGAAGCAGUACAAGAACGUCCCGCUGAAGCUGAGACUUUAAAACUCUUACUCAAGCACGGGGCCUCUGUUCAUCACUCUAGCAACCUCCCGCUCCUCCAUGCAGCUACGUCGAUGGAUGCGGCUACGCUAAAACUAUUACUGGAGGGCGUCUCCGACCGGAGUGCUAUCAAUGACGUCUUUUCACAAAUGGUUUCAGCGGGCAAUACUUGGCUGUCCGCGCCUGGUCUACUGGUAAUCCAACAAUUUCUAGAAAAUGGGGCCGCUGGUGAAGCGAUUGAUUCCGCCCUUGCCGUCUCUGUCGAAAACUUUGGGGUUAUCCCAGAAGCUACGGAUGUUGUGGACCUCUUGCUUCGAUUCGGGGCGAACGCUGACUAUGACGACGGUCGAGCUCUCAAACUAGCGAUUGGAAAGUGUAGCUCGGUGCUUGUACGAAUGCUUUUGGGCUCUAUUGAAUCAACAGCAAACCUACCUGCAGCAUUCUCUACUAUCCUUUCAUCAAAUUUGCCUGAAGAUACUACCCUUGAGUUGAUCGAAAUGUUCACUCAAAUUCCCGGAGGCAUUCCAGAUUUAAAUCGCUAUAUGUAUGAUGCUGAUGGGACACAACAGGAACCAGUCACAUUUGCAGCGUUAAGAAAGUGGCCGCGUGGGACCAAGAUUCUUGAAGCUUUGCUGAAAGCUGAUAUUCUUGUUGAUCAAACCAUCCCGUAUGUCAUCGAGUCCAAAGAAGGAUACGAGCAGGUGUCUCUUCUUCUAUGGGCUCUUCUUCAGCCGCAACAGAAAAUCAGUCCUUAUGUUAUUGAUUGCCUAUUGAGGAAUGGAGCAAACCCGAACUUCCAAUCAACUGGUUCUCAUCAGACCCCCCUAUUGAUCGCAACGAUGGAGAGAACACCGGACAUGGUGCACACACUCAUCCAACACGGUGCUGAUGUUUCUAUAUGCGACACGUCUGGCCGCACUCCACUCUUUUACGCCAGCAAACGCGGCCAAGUAGCAGCCAUGCACCACUUGUUAAACGCCAAUGCUGGUGUUGAUGAUGGAAGCAUACAUGAAGCUUCGCGUGAAUUGCACUCUGAAGCCGUCAAGUUGCUCAUUGAGUAUGGCCAUGAUCCUAACUUCCCUUCGAUGGCUCAUGAUGGUCGGAGUGCGUUGGCAGAGCUCUGCCUCAACGCGUCAGCAGAUUCAGCGACAGCAUUUGGCAAACUCAGACAGACGAUUGAUAUUCUCGUGGCUGGAAAAGCUGAACUUAUCUCUGAUAGAGGUCACAAGCCGCUAUUAAUGCAUGCCCUGGACAACCCAACCGGCUGCACGAAUGUUACAAAGGCACUCCUAGCUAGUGGGCUCUGGAGACGUAUUAACGAUGAGAAGAAUUUUUAUUCUCAGGACGGCUUCAUAUUUUCCCCUACAAUGUAUAUUUCCAAAGGUCUUCAAAGGAGUUCCAAAGAAUAUGUACCAGACCUCUUACAUAUCCUUAAGGCCAACGGAUGCAAGGACGUUUUCUACAGACAGGACGGCCCUCAACCGCCAGACAUGGUCGGAGCCCCACAGGACAUCCUCGAGGAGGACAGGAGACGAAAAGCACGAGAGCGCCGCCUGCAGGAGCAAGACGAGGAGCACCAACUAGCGCUGAAGCGCGAAAUGGAAGCCGCGGAGCAGCAAAGCCUCGUCAUGAUAAAAACACAUAGCCUUCGGAUCCAGCAAGACCGCAAAGUAGCAGAAAACCGCGACGCAGCCACAGCCAACUCUGCAGCGCUACAACUACGCCUAGAAGCCACCGCAGCUGCACAGCGCCAACGGAUAGCGGACCAGCAGCGAAAUUCAGAUCUCCAGCAACAGCGCACCCUCAACCAGGUUCGGCUCGAGGCCACGAAGGAGGAAGGUAGGCUACAGAUCGAGUACCAAAAGGCAUCCGCGGCAAUCCAACAGGGUGUGUUUGACGGGCGGGUGCAAGCUGAAUCCCGCAGGCUGAAGGAGCUGGAGGCUGCGAAUGAGCGACAGUAUAAGCGCGAUACUGACCUGUUGUCACGCCAGGAGCGUGCUAUGGCUAGUCGGAAAGCCAUUAUGGCGGAUUCGAAGGGCUUCACAUUGCCCGCUGUUAAUGAGCCACAGCGGAGGAUAGGGCAGGGUGAUUUAAGUCCCGAUUAAGUGGAGUGUCGUUUAAAUACCUUGUUUUGGAUUUAUUCCGUUUUCCCAUUUUUCAUAUUCUUGAGUUUUGGUUCAAUUACCACAUGUUUGGAAUGUUAGAAGACGGCUUUGCAUUUGAUUGUGACGAUACUCCGUUCCUCACCUGAUAUAUGUAUGCAUCCCCAAUCUAGGUCUAUCCAGGAUGAUGACCCCCUCACCCUGCUUUUCAUGAUAAUAAUAUCUUCAGACCAUUACUCUAUACAAGAUUAAACCUGGAAACGUGAAGACAGAGAUGAUCUAAACAGUGUAAACAAUCCCAAGGAAAAUAGGAUAUAAGCAGAAGAAAACUGGAGAGAAACUGGGAAAGAAGUUUUAGCACACGUAUUCGAUAGGCGCUGUGAUACUCUGGACAAAAAAAAUCUCAAACAAAAAGAAGAAAAAGAAAAAGAAAAAGAAAGAAAGGGAAAGCAAAGGGGAAUUCUAAGAGUAAGCGAUACAAACCAAAAGAUAUCUAUAUGGAUAGGGGCAUGAAGGGGAAACCAAAACCCAUCAGAUAAAAACAAAGGAUAUAUUGUAGAAUAAUGAAACAGCGGUACGGUAAACUAGAAUGAAGCGUUCCCAGAAAUAAAAUGGUACAUGCCUGGAGAGGCGUGGGUUAUACCUCGCGCUCAAUCAUAUGGGUCCGCGCUGGGCCAGUCCCAAUCCACUUAAUAGGUACACCGCCCAUCUCCUGCUCAAUGAACUGGACAUAACGCCGCGCAUUCACCGGCAGGUCCUCCCACCUAGUAACACCCAUGGUAUUCGACUUCCACCCAGGGAAAGUCACAUAUUCCACCUCAACCUUAUCCAGCACCUCCAGCUGCGCAGGGAACGACUCCAACCGCCUCCCGUCCAGCUUAUACGCAACCGCAACCUUAAUCUCAUCGAAGUCAUCCAGAAUAUCCAGCUUGGUGAGGUUGAUGGUGGUGUAGUGGUUGAUGGCAUUGCUGUAGCGGCACAUGACCAUAUCGAGCCAGCCGCAGCGGCGUCGUCGGCCGGUUGUGACGCCAAAUUCGCGUCCGACGGAUUGCAGCUUUUCGCCGAUGUCGUUGAUCUGUUCGGUGGGGAAGGGGCCGGAGCCUACGCGGGUAGUGUACGCUUUUACAACGCCGACGAUGGAUUUUAUGGAGGUUGGGUUGAGGGUUAGGCCCUGGAUGGCGCCGCCUAGACCUGUGCAGGAGGAGGUUACGUAGGGAUAGGUGCCGUGAUCGAUGUCGAGCAUGAGGGCGUUUGCACCCUCGACUAGGACGGAUGGACAAGAGCGGUAUUUUUCCAGGAAGGCCAUCUGGUCGACGACGUAGGGUUGGAGUUUUGUGCGGUAUUCCUUUUCGUACGCGGUGUUCCCAUGUCAGUUAGUCCGUAAUUUGCAAAUUCCCAAGGCGUCUCUGCCUCAAAAUCAAGAACCAGGCGGGAUAUAUUGGACAUACGUUAAACCUCUUAACCUCAUCUUCAAGAUCAUACUGCAACUCUCCAAACCGCCUUCGAUAGCCCGCCUCCAGACUCCGCAAUUUAUCCUCCGCCACACCCUCUUCCAACACCUCCCCAAUCCGCACGCCUCUUCUAGAUGCCUUAUCGCUAUAGCAAGGCCCAAUACCCUUCCCCGUAGUCCCGACCUUCUUCCCUGCCAAAUCUGCCUCUUCCAACCCGUCGACAACGGAAUGCAGAUCAAAGCAGACAUGCGCCCGAUCACUGAUGAAUAUUCGCUUAUCAGCUUCCUUCAGUCCCUUCGCUUUUAGCGCAUCGAGUUCCUUGAAGAAACUGGGCACAUGCACCACGGUUCCGCUCCCGAUGAGGUUGACGCAGUCGGGCGAGAUGAGGCCGGAGGGAAGUAUGUGGAAGUCAUAGGUUAUGUUAUCAUGAACGAUUGUGUGGCCCGCAUCUGGAGGUUGAAUGAAGAGGGAAUUGGUGAGUCAUUUUUUGGAUUUUCUAUUUUUGCGGUAGAGAGGGAAGAGAGAGGAGAGAAUUUAAAACUUACUGUGUCCACCAGCUGCUCGACAACAAAGUGUGGCAGAUUGAGAAAGGAGAUCUGUGAUUUUUCCUUUGCCUGAGUUGUUUUGAGGAACAAGAUCCCUUAUGUUAGUUUCCAUUUAUUUGAUCACAAUUGCUUUGACAAUAAAGACAUGAUGAUGUGGGAAAAAAAAAAAAGAAAGAAAAAAGAAAAAGAAAGAAAAUUACUGCUUGGACUAACCCUCAUCACCAAACUGUGCACCUAGAACAAUAGUAACCAUCUUGUCUGUCU
Messenger RNA from Blastomyces gilchristii SLH14081, 7610 nucleotides. RefSeq lists its product as uncharacterized. The record is from RefSeq and is a predicted model, not a curated record. Bases 587 to 5353 code for a protein of 1588 amino acids. Lineage: Eukaryota; Fungi; Ascomycota; Eurotiomycetes; Onygenales; Ajellomycetaceae. The transcript has 2 exons. Gene Ontology annotation, molecular function: protein binding.